AUGCUUCGAAGCACCCUUCUCUCCGCCGCGCUGCUCGCUGCCGGCGCUGUCGCUCAGACAUUCACCGCAUGUAACCCAUUGAACUCGACUUGCCCACCUAACCCGGCCCUGGGAACCACCUACGAGCAGAAGUUCGACGGUUCCGUGAAAGAGUUCGACCCUCGCUUUUGGAACGUCACCGCCGGCAAUGAUAACCUGAUCAAUUUCGGCGCCUCGGGCGCCAACCUGGUCUUGCACGAGAAGGGCCAAAUGGUGACUAUUCAAUCCAACUUUUUCAUCAUGUGGGGCCAACUUGAAAUGGUCUUCCGCGCGGCACCUGGUACUGGUAUCAUUUCUACCGUCAUCCUGAUCUCCGACGACCUGGACGAGAUCGACUGGGAGCUCAUGGGCGGAAACCACAGCUUCGUCGAGAACAACUACUACGGAUGGGGUAACGUGGACCAGCGCAACGCUCAAUACGACCCUGUCUCGGUCGGCCCGCAGGACGAUUACCUCAACUACACCGUCGACUGGAACGCCGACCGCAUGCAGUUCCUGGUCGACAGCAAAGUCGUGCGCACCGUCAACUACGACGUCCCGGGCAAAUACCCUCAGACUCCUAUGCAAGUCCGCUUCGGUAUCUGGGCCGCUGGUGCUUCUGACGCGCCCGGAACCGUGGAAUGGGCUGGUGGCAAGACUGAUUUCAGCCAAGGACCUUUCGCCAUGAACAUCAAGUCCAUCCGCGUCACUGACGGCACUAGCAAUGUCACCCAGUACUCCUACGGUGACCACAGCGGGAGCUGGCAAUCCAUCGUGGGUACCGCCGGUCAAUCUCAAGCUUACCAGGACAUGCACACCCUCACCACCACGCAAGCCGCCGCGCAGCGAUGGAACAACCUCAGCCAGGGUGCCAAGAUCGGUAUUGCCGUCGGUGUCUGCUCCGUCGCCCUCAUCGGCCUCAGUGUCUUCCUCUUCUACUGCUUCGGCCAGCGGAAACAAGGUCGCGCUGAACGCGCCAUUGCCGACAAGGAGUGGCAACAGCACACCGAUGAGCUCAACAACUACCGUCAAAUGAUGGCCAAGGGUCAAUUCGCCAUCUCGAACAUGGGUCACGGUCAGAGAUUUUAA
This is a messenger RNA of Dissoconium aciculare CBS 342.82, 1107 nucleotides long. RefSeq names its product glycoside hydrolase family 16 protein. Lineage: Eukaryota; Fungi; Ascomycota; Dothideomycetes; Mycosphaerellales; Dissoconiaceae. The record is from RefSeq and is a predicted model, not a curated record. Gene Ontology annotation, molecular function: glycosyltransferase activity; hydrolase activity, hydrolyzing O-glycosyl compounds. Bases 1 to 1107 code for a protein of 368 amino acids. The transcript is spliced from 2 exons. Gene Ontology annotation, biological process: fungal-type cell wall organization; carbohydrate metabolic process. Gene Ontology annotation, cellular component: fungal-type cell wall.